This is a messenger RNA of Drosophila suzukii, 2620 nucleotides long. RefSeq lists its product as uncharacterized. Gene Ontology annotation, cellular component: cytoplasm. The record is from RefSeq and is a predicted model, not a curated record. Lineage: Eukaryota; Metazoa; Arthropoda; Insecta; Diptera; Drosophilidae. Gene Ontology annotation, molecular function: glycosyltransferase activity.
UGGAGGCCAGUUCCGGAUCAGUCGGGAGUCGAAAUGUCGUCGAGCUACACGCGCCUAUUCCGCGUCCUUUUCGUGAUCAUCUUCCUGAAGUUGCUCUUUCUUUUGGCCCUAUAUCUGCACAGUUACGAUGGUGUUACUCGAUUCCGGAAGCACCAGCAAGUGGAUAUAUUUGAUGAGCUGCUGGUAGAUCGAAGGGAGAUGCCCUCUUUGGAAAAGCGUUUGGAGUGGAUUCGCGAGGAGAUGCCCUCGUUUCCGCUGGAAGAGCUCCUGGCCAGGGAAAAACGGGCUCUGCCCCCGGUGUCCUGUGGACCUGCCCCCGAUCUGAUGAACAUUGACUUCCACAACACCUAUUGGCAGAGGGCCAUUAACGGCAACCUCACAUACUACCUAUUUGCAGCCUACUACGAUGAAAGAGAGACGGUGCCAGAGGCGCCACUGGUUCGUCUUUUGACCAUGGUGAACCAGCACGAUGACAAAUCCUUUAAGUACCCCGAAAUCUUCUGCCAAUUUUGGUUUGAGGGCAGGGCUAAGCCGGUUAUUGUUCCCGUUUCUGAGCACAGGGUGAUGUGGCCCUUUUAUCAUGCCCCCCGACGUUACUACCCAACGUUCUUGAGCUGUCCUCUGCCGGAGGAAGAGCUUCAGCGGGAGGUGCCCAAGAUGGUUUCCCUGGUGGCCAAGAAAUGCGAUAUGGCAAGGAAUCUCCUGAGGGUGGUGUACGAAGUUGACGAACCUGAAAGUACGGGAGGGCCCCUGGGGAACACUACCACCUCCUCCUCUUCGUCGGCGUCAUCCAGUGAUCCCAAAUUUGUGGUAUGUGUAAAGGCCAUGGAUUUUCCGUAUGAAGAUAAAUCCUGGCGUUUGAUCGAGUGGUUGGAACUGAUGCGCUUGUUGGGCGCCCAGAAAGUGGUACUCUAUGAUGCCCAGAUGCAUGCGAAUAUGACGAGGGUGGUCAAGGACUAUCUGAUCACUAGUCCCGGCUUUGUGGAGCUGCGUAAAAUGUCCCUGGGCAGAGGUGAACCGCAUGUUCCACCGCACUUCCAUCACUACGCAAUGAUGGCGGAUGGUUUCAAUCGGAUCCUGAACGAGAUGAUACCGUACAACGACUGCUUCUACCGCAACAUGUACAAGUACGACUAUGUGGGUGUGUUCGAUAUCGACGAGGUGAUAAUGCCCCUCGGAAAUUGCACCACCUGGCCGGAGUUGGUCAAGCUGGCCCGUAUUGUCCCGGACUACGAGAGUCGCACGCCGGCUGACUGCACGGAAUGGGUGAGCUUCUGUUUCCGCAAUGUCUACUAUCCGAGGUAUCCGGAGCGCCCGAAGGUCUACAGAAAUCUCUCCAGCUCCUUCUAUAUGCUGCAGCAUGUGGAGCGGGUGAGGGAACAUUGCAAUCGCGGGGCGGCAGCCAAGUGUCUGCACGACACCCGAUUUGCCAUCGGACUGCACAACCACUUCACCUUCUUCCACACCGAGGAGGCCGCCUGUGCUGCCAAGUCGGUGCCCAUCGAGUUUGCCCAAAUGCAGCACUACCGGGAACCGGAUACCAAGUCCUUGCUGAUCGAUCCCAUUGUGGACGCCAGUAUCUGGAGAUUCCAGCCCCAGCUGCAGGCUAGGGUGGAGGAGCGAUACCGAAGGUUGGGUUUCCUUCCCAGCGAUCAGCAACUGGCGGACACUCUCGAGAAGCGUCGCAGGCGGGAUGAACAGCAAUUGAAGGAGGCAGUGGGUAGAGCAUAAGGUUUCAAUCGUGUGAUCUUACUUAGAAUAUGUCCUAUAGAUAGCCUGGCAGAUGGCAAAUGUACUAUCGUUUUCGAUAGCUAAAUUUUACUUACUCUUACAAAUGCAGAUGCAGCUGGAAUGUAUGACUAAGAAUCCUUGAUUCUUCGUAUCUAUAUCCCCAAUUCCUUUUUUGCCAACAAGAAAACCUUACGUAUUACCAUCUGCUGGGAUUUAUUUUUUUUCUUUUGUUAUACCUAUAUAAUGUAAAUAUUUGUCAAAGAAAUACAAAGCUAAUUUUUUGCUUCUUUAGAGAAAUGUUAAAUAUUGGAAAUGUAAACAAAAAUGUUAGAUAGCAAAUAAUAUAAUAUGCCUAUGUGCUUAAACGAAAGUUUUUAUAUUGAUAAGCGUAUUUCCAAACUUAUGAAUCAUUCAGCUGCGCACACAAAAUAAACGUUAAGGAAGUUUUCGACCGUAUGUGGCAUGAUGGCUUACUUCACAAGUGGAAGUCCCUAUUCCCACAAAGUGUUGCUGUUUAAAUCAAUUGUGGUGCCCUCGAUGACUUAUUGCAUCCAAUUAUGGGGCAUGGCUUUAGACUCGAACGUCAUGAAAGUUCAAAGUGUCCAAAACCGGGCGCUGCUUAUGAUUGCAGAUGCGCCGUCUGGAACGACGCCCUAGCAAAUGACCUCCACAUUCCCUCUGUCAGGAAGCAGAUUAACCGGAUUAAUCGGUACAACGAACGGGUCCACAGGUCACACCACCUAGCACCAACGAUUAAAAGAAGACUGAAACGAAGGCGCCCCAGCGAUCUCUGGACAAGGGGACGUCAUGUUUCUCCAGUACUAAAGCAGUAAUUUGUUUUUUAUUUUUGUUCAACUGUUAUACAAAUUGUUAACCACGUCUAUUCAUA